Molecule: messenger RNA, 883 nt
Organism: Quercus robur (English oak)
Lineage: Eukaryota; Viridiplantae; Streptophyta; Magnoliopsida; Fagales; Fagaceae
Product: cold-regulated 413 plasma membrane protein 1-like
Exons: 4
Coding region: 146-712 (188 amino acids)
Cellular component (GO): membrane
Source: RefSeq, a predicted model, not a curated record
UUAGAGGCAAUAUAAUAUAUUCUCAGACAAAAGAAAAAGAGAAGCUGCGCAGGUGACUCUGUCGUACAAGGUCUCAGUUUCUGUGGGCAAAGAGAGGAAAAAAAAAAUCCUUUGACCCAAUUUGAAACAUUUGGUAAGCUAAAAGAUGGAGACUCUGAGAAUGGGAUUUGCUGAAGUGGUUGCAAGUGUUGCUGGGCAUACAGAGACAGUGGUUGGUAAUGGUGCAUCAACCGCUUUUACAGAAAGUUCAAGCAGUGCUCGAGCUUGGUUUCAAUGGGGUGGAACCAUCUUUGCAUUGUUUUUGUUGCUCUUGAACCGAACAGGCCGGAGAUCAUCUCUGCAAACCACCCUUCUAGUAUUAUAUCUCAUUACAAGUUUCCCAACUGCGCUAUUCAAAAUUUUAAGAGGACAAAUUGGUUGUUGGGUUGCCUUUCUUGCUAUUGCAGCAAACCUCUACUUCCCUCAAACCUUUCCAGUUUCUCGUUUUCUCCUAUUUGUUAUUACACCUGAUUGGCUGACUGAUAGACUGCGAGAUGGCAUUGUGAGUGGCAUCGUUUGUCUAAUAAUUGGAGUUUCACUAGUUAUAACUGAGGUUAGAGGAAUUGGAGGAUUGGGUAAUUGUCAAUGUACUUUCCACUGCUUUGGUUGUUGUCUUGGUAUAGCUUUUUUGUUCUUCUUUACAAUACAGUAUUUGUGCUUGGGAACUUGGUAGAGAAAUUGUUUUCCUGGGAGGGGCACAUACCCAAUAUAAUGACCUAUUAGAUCAUGUAUAUUGCUUCAUUUUUCGAUAAUUCUCCCAAAAGAAUGCCUUUGGUUAAAAUGAUAGAAGAUUUCUUCAUGAGCUUUCUUUGGCUUCCAUAAUGAUAAUGAAUUUUCUUGACCA